Cydia strobilella is the source of this 2152-nucleotide messenger RNA. RefSeq names its product phosrestin-2-like. The transcript has 10 exons. The record is from RefSeq and is a predicted model, not a curated record. Gene Ontology annotation, molecular function: G protein-coupled receptor binding. Lineage: Eukaryota; Metazoa; Arthropoda; Insecta; Lepidoptera; Tortricidae. Gene Ontology annotation, cellular component: cytoplasm. Gene Ontology annotation, biological process: G protein-coupled receptor internalization; signal transduction. The coding region runs from base 1 to 1647 and encodes 548 amino acids.
AUGGCAGCAGACAGCUCUCUCAACUCCCAACGGGUGUUCAAAAAAUCGUCCCCCAACAAUAAGCUCACCUUAUACCUGGCGUCGCGGGACCUUGUGGUGGAGACGAACAGCAUCGACCGCAUACAGGGUGUUCUGCACGUGGACCCCGAACACGUGGAUAAUAAGAAGCUGUAUGGGCAAGUCACUCUUACAUUCAGAUAUGGACGUGAAGACGAAGAGGUGAUGGGCUUGAAAUUCUGCAAUGAGGCCAUCAUGAGCCUCGCCCAAGUGUGGCCUCUGAACUGCAAUCACGAGAGGGAACCAAGCACCGCUUUACAGGAGGCUUUAAUGAAGCGCCUAGGCGCCCACGCGUACCCGUUUCAACUGGAGCUUACGCCGCUGGCGCCCCCUAGCGUGCAGCUGGUACCCGCUAAGCAGUACCACGGGGCGCCCAUUGGUACCUCUUAUGACGUUCGGGCUUUUAUCGCGGAGAAAGUCGACGAGAAGGUAUCGCGGCGCAACAUGGUGCGCAUGGGCAUCAGGGUGCUGCAGGGCGCGUCGCGCGCCGCGGCCGCCGCCGCGCUGCCGCCGCCGUCGCCCGCGCAUAGCUCCCUGAGCGCUAUGGCCCACCACCAGUUACUGAGGUACUGUUUGAUACCCGCAGAAUCAGGCGAAUGCUCCAACCCCACAGAGCCGGCCGCGCCUCGCGUCGUCGUUGAAAAACCGUUCCUGCUUUGCGAUGGUCGGCUAAGGCUGGAAGCGUGGCUGGACAAGUCCGCAUACCACCACGGCGAGCCUAUCGUCGUGAGCUUCUCCAUCAUCAACCACUCCAACAAGACUGUUCGACGCAUCAAGGCAAUGGUCGUCCAACAUGUGGACGUUUGCAUGUUUUCGAACGGCAAGUUCAAGAACGUGGUGGCCUUCGAAAAGGACAACACCCCCGUGCUGCCCGGGCAGAGUCUCGACGGCUCCUACACUAUGAUACCUAGCGUGGUGGUUCAGCACGUAGAGGUGUGCAUGUUCUCCGACAGCAAGUUUAAGAACGACGUGGCAAUGGUCGAGGAUGACACCACUCUCGUGCCGCCGGGGCAGCGGCUGGAUGAAACCUAUACCAUGACACCCAGCAGGGGUGUUACAAAGAACUGGAUAGCCCUCGAGGAUUCCUAUUCCAAAACCGGGGCCUGCCUGGCAUCCACGGUCCUCUGCAGUUCAAACUCACCCGAAGACCGCAACGUGUUUGCCAUUUACGUGUCCUACUAUGUGAAGAUAAAACUGAACGUCAGCGGUAUAGGCGGAGAACUGUCAGUUAAGCUGCCCUUCUCGCUGUCACAUGCUAACAUUAAUGAAGCUCCUACUGACAGUGUAAUGGAAGAAGCUACGCACCGCAUGAUCCUCGAAGGUAGAGAGAACAGUGACGACGAAGAUGAAGAUGAAGAUGAUAAAGAGGACGAACAAGCCACCGCCGACGAAAAUCAACAAUCUGACUUAGAGGAUGACUCAAAAAAUUUAAACAGGCGUCGAUGCGUCUCCGCCGACGUUUGCGUUAACAUCAUUGAGAACAAAUUAUGUGAGAGGCCGCGCUUUGAAGGGCCAACUCAGGUCCGUAAGUGCAAGCAAGACGAUGAUGACAUGAACCUUAUUGUCCGCUACCCCGGCCCGGAUACGUGAUCCGACGAGGAGCCGGACGUAACCAACGGGGCAAGCAAGACUGAUGAAGCAACGAAAGCUACACCGCGCAUGAUAGACGUCCACGCGAACGUCGAACAGAAAUCCAGCUUCUUUGGAAAGCUGAGGCAGUCGGUUUGCUGCUUGAACCGUCGUCACUCGUAAACUGGACUGUAAAAGUCUUUGCCUUCGACAAUUAACAUAGUGAUGUUAAACUGUUUUAAUAAACAUUGGUAUUAUUAGGAUAAACCCAAGCUUCAAAUUACCCGCAGUCCAAUGACAUUGAAAUGUCAAUCGUUUUCAUGUUUAUCUAGUCAGUAAUUUUAAAAGUUAUCACUGUAUAAUUGUUAGAUUAAGGAUGGAAGUCAGAAGACUUGGUGGUGCCGAAUUAAGCCUGAAUGGAGUACGCUUACUAAAUUAUAGUAGAUUAGAUUUUUAGCGUCAUUAAGAUCUACAUUAUUAUGAAAAAUAUUGAAAAUGUUUUUCGUUUCACUGACAUUUUGCUAAU